UAAGAAGUAAGAACGGCACCAACAAACUUUCUAGAAAGCAAGUCCACUUAGUCGACCAGAAAGCAACUCGCGAAUAAAGAAAUGCUCCUUGUGAAUAAAGAAGAAGAAGAAGAAGAAACUAUUGUUUUUUCAGAACUAGCACAAGCAUUGAGGAAACCGAUUGUGAGAAAAAUUGAAGAAGAAGAAGAAGCAUUAAAGAAACCAGCGCAAAUGGCGAGAAAAAUCGUAUUGUCUGUGUUGGGAAAAAUUUCCAACCUUCUUAUCCAAGAGUCAGAUUCACUGCUUGGAGUAGAAGAUCAAAUUCAAUGCAUUGAAACCCAAUUGAGAAAGAAAGCUGAUAUUUCUGAUAAUUUUUUUGGAAAGACGGCUUUCAUAGAAACAGUUUACGAUCUUGAAGAUGUGAUUGAUCAGUUAAUUAUCAAAUCAGCCCAGAGAAGAAUCAGAUAUGCUUGCAUUCGCUCUGUUAUGGCUUUCGUUCAUCUGCCAAUGUCUUUAUUUUAUAUUUUGGCUCUUGUUGAUUUGCUAGAUUGUUACAGGCUUCGUGAGAAACUGGAACAGAUUAAGAUUACAAUUUCCAAGCCUCGAUUUAUUUUUCAUUCUGGUUACUGGCACAAGUCCUUUGGCAUAUACGAAGUGGGCAUUGGCUUCUCUGUAAUUUCUCCUGUUAUGGGUUUGUUUGAGGCCUUAGCCACUCAGCAGGAGCUUCGUCCUGAUGUGCGACGGCAAGCCAGGAGAUUAAGAGACGAAUUCAGGUAUUUGCAGGACUUUCUAAAAGAUGUUGAACAAUCAAAAGAAUUAAGUGAAGCAGGAAUGGCUUGGAUGGAGGAACUCUGCGAUGUUUGUCGCUCAGCUGAGAAUGUUGUUGGUUUCUUCAUGCAUCAGAUGAAGAACGGGAGGAGAGGACCUUUCCAAAACUUGGUAUGGGCUCCCCGGCAUUUCAUUUCCAAGCAUAAGCUUUUCCAGCAGAUGGCCCGGAUUAAUGAUAAGAUCCGUGAUCUUUCUGGUAGAGGACAUGACGCUAUUGCAGUGUCAAGGAGUGACAAUUUUAAAAGCUUAUGUCAAAAGGGAAAGCCACAUCCUCUUGAUGCUGAUCAACUUGAUAUAGUUAGCUUCCAUGAGGAUGUAGAUGCAGUUAUGGCACAGCUGCUGAAAGAUGACCCUCGCUGCAUCAACAUUUCAAUUGUGGGGGUCCGAGGCGUUGGAAAGACAAGCCUUGCAAAGUUAAUAUAUGAAAGCCAGACUAUUGUAGACCAUUUCCCUCAUCGUAUCUGGGUGUCUGGAGCAACCGGGGUAGACAUCAUCCACCGGAUUUUAGGUAUUGAACAAUCAAUUUUUUAUGGUUAUCCUUGGCCUGAAAAAUAUGUAUGCGAAUUGAGGCAGGCAGUGAAUGAUUUCUUCUUGGAUGAGAAGCAUCUCAUAGUUGUUGAUGACUUGUGUUUAAAGGAAACUUGCAAUCCAAUAGAAUUCUUGAGAAACAUGGGAAGAGUCUUCAAUGACAUAUCAAAUGGAACAAGACUUCUUUUCACAGUUUCCAAUUUGAGGAAAGCUCCACCAGUUACUGAAACUAGUUUAACUUACAGACUGCAUCUUCGAAGCCACGACGAGAGCUGGGCGCUGUUCAAGCACGCUUUGAAGGUAAACAUCUUCCCAGAGAUGGAGAAUCUUAAAGGACACAUCAUAAGAAAAUGUGGGGGGCUGCCAUGGGUAAUUGUGAAACUAAGUGAACUACUAUCACAAAAAGAUGCAACUCUAAAGGAGUGGUCAAAAGUUCUUGACCACUUAUAUCAAGAUCAAGAGCCCUGGUUAAAAAUCCUAGAUGAGAUUAACAAGCAUUUACCUUUGUAUUUGAGAAGAUGUCUCUUUUAUUUUGGAUUAUUUCCAGCAGGCUUUAAGAUCCCUGCAAGAAGAUUGAUUGCCUUGUGGGUUGCUGAGGGUUUGGGGCGCCAACAGAGUAAUGAACAAUCCCCUGAAUAUGUUGCAGAGGCAUGCUUGAUAGAGUUAAUGAACUAUAAUAUGGUUCAGGUGACAGAAAAGAAACUCAAUGGGAAAGUUAAGACAUGUUGCCUACCUGAAGCUCUGCUAGUACACUGGUUCUCAAAAGCCAAGGAAGCUAAUUUUCUUCAAGGUCAUUCUGACGUUUCCAACUCCAACAUAGGUGUAAUACGCCGUCUUGCUGACCAUCUUCAGCAGAGUGAUGCCAUCUUUGAUGAUAUUCAUGGUUACAGCAAUGCUUCCUUGUACUCUCGCUACAGAGAUGUGGUCUCCUUUUUAUCCUUUGAUACACGAGAAGGAAGCAGACCUGGAGAAGAUAUAGGGAACUUUCUCGAUAGAUCCAUCUCAAGCAAAUGCUUCCGGUUCCUCUGGGUGUUGGAUCUGGAAAAUGUAUACAAGCCAAAACUGCCCAAGGCAGUGGGUCAAUUGACUUGUUUGAGGUAUUUUGGCUUGAGAUCAACAUACCUGGAGAUGCUUACUGUGUCCAUCAACAAAUUGCUGAACCUUCAAACACUGGACUUAAAGCGCACUUUCAUCGACACUCUUCCCAGUUCAAUAUGGAAGAUGCAAAAGCUAAGGCAUUUGUUUCUUGAUGAGAGUUUCCAUAAUGCUUUGCGUCGACAAGAAGACAGCUCUCUCGUGGACCUUCAAACGCUCUGGGGUGCAUUUGUGGAUGAGGAUAGUCCUGUGAGAAAUGGCCUGGACACUUCAUUGAAUAUUACAAAAUUGGGAAUGAAAUGUAAGAUAUCUGUGCCCUCUCAAAAUGCAGCAAUGUCCUUACAACUGGAUAAUGUGGCCAACUGGGUUGUAAAACUAAAACAACUUCAAUGCUUAAGGUUGAAAUCAUUUGAUGAAUCAGGCCAGCCAUGGGAUCUGCAGUUGCAGUCUUUGAUAGAGCAUGUGAAACUUUCCAAUAUAUAUUUGGUUGGAAAGCUAAAGAAUCAGCACCUUGUAUCUGAGUUACCAAAGAGCCUGAUUGAACUCACCUUGUCAGCAUCCGGAUUAGUAGAGGAUCCAAUGCAAGCAUUGUACAAGCUACCCAACCUCAAAAUCAUUAGACUCUUGUCCAAAUCCUUCAUUGGAAAGAAAAUGCUCUGCAGUUUUGGAGGAUUUCCAAAGCUUGAAAUCCUAAAGCUCUGGGAGCUCGAGCUGCUGGAGGAGUGGAAUGUGGAGGAAGGAGCACUGCCUAGCCUGAAAGACUUGGAAAUCAGAUCCUGUAGAAAUUUAAAGAUGCUUCCUCAUGGACUUCAGCAUGUUGGGACUCUUCGUGAAUUAAAAUUAACAAAAUUGCCAAUGGUAUCAUCAAGGAUUAAGGAUAAUCUUGGUGGGGAAUGUGAUAAGAUUGCUCAUAUACGCCAUGUGUGGAAGGAGGAUUGAUAAUCCUUAGCAGAAGUCCAACCAAGAAUGGGAUAUGUUCUCAAGGUCAUGAUUCAGAGGAAAUCAAGUGAAAUGAUGGCUCAUUUUCCAAUAUUAUUUUGUGUUUUUUUCUGUUUUUAUUUUCUUUUAUUUUUUCUUUUCCUUUAUUCAGUUUACAGAUCUGUGUAAUUUAAGUGUAAUGUAAUUUUUCCUGUAUGCUUUCCAAGUGGUUAAAGGUUCAAUUUCACCCUUAUACUUAUUGGUAAAGUUUAAUUUAGCCUUUGUUUUUUUUUUUAUUA
Manihot esculenta (cassava) is the source of this 3647-nucleotide messenger RNA. RefSeq names its product disease resistance protein RPP8-like. The record is from RefSeq and is a predicted model, not a curated record. Gene Ontology annotation, molecular function: ADP binding. The transcript is spliced from 2 exons. Bases 82 to 3369 code for a protein of 1095 amino acids. Lineage: Eukaryota; Viridiplantae; Streptophyta; Magnoliopsida; Malpighiales; Euphorbiaceae. Gene Ontology annotation, biological process: defense response to other organism.